GGGAAGGACAAGAUGUUUCAGGUGGAGAAGAAAGAGUUUUCAGAGCAUUUCGCCAGGGGCCCGCGUGUGAGCGUCGCGAACACUUGUGGAGAUUUCAUGAGCGAUAGCUCCAGCCUGGUGAGUGACUUGGACGAGACGGACUAUGAGGUUGGCCGCCUGACGGCGUUAGCCUUCCGGAGCCUGGCGUGUCCCGCCACCAGCUACAUGGAGCUCUUCGAGUCCGGGGGCUCCAUCGAUCUGUCCCUGGCGCUGUCCGGGGACAGCAGCGGCACCACGCAGUGGUCCACCCCGGGCGAGCCGGGCUCGAGGCCGGCCAGUGAGCAGCCUGGUCCCGGAGCAACCCCCCAGCUCUGCAGCGGCCCCUUCGAGUGUGUGGAGGUGGCUGUGGGAAGCCGGGAGGAUAGCUCCGGGGGGCGGGGGGAAGCCCGCACUGUCCCCAAGAGGGAGAUCCAGUUCAAGAAGAGGGAGAGGAGUGAGCUGAGCGUUUUCCGGGCCAGCGAGGCCAGUGCCUGCCCAGAGCAGAGAAAGACCAUGUCCCGGGAAGAGGAGGGGAGGGCCACUUUCCUGCACAGAGCUGAGCCCCAGGAAGAAAGCUUCAAAAAGGCCAAGUUUGCCUCCUCCCACAUCUCCAAUGUCAUCUCCAAGAAGAUGCAGUUUGAGCAAGAGCUCAAAAUGGAGCGGGGGGCCAUCCAGGAUCCUUUCUCGUCUGUGCCUUCCACCCCGUCCUCAGCGCAUGUCAAGGAGUUUGAGUUGCCCCUGCCAGGGUUCACUCAGGAGGGCGAGCACUCAGAGGUGGAGCUUGGCAGAAGCUGGGAGUUCAGCACCGAGCUGCUGGGAGGCACCAGGAGUGCGGCGCUGCAGGAGAGCUGCCCUGAUACUGUCUCUCCACACCCCAGCGGCUUCAGGAGCUGGAAGGAGAGCUGUACCGAGGAUAAGAAAGCAGCGAAGCCAGGGAAAGCAGGAUUCCCCAAUGAUUCACAACCAGAAAAGGCCACUGCACACAACAGCCAGGAGGAGAGAUAUGUCGAGCAUAUCCCACGGUUAACCAAACAGGCCAGCUACUCCAAGGACAGCCAGCCCAGUGUUCUUGAAGACAAGCCCAGCUAUAAACAAUGGGGUAAUAAAAUAGACACUAGAAACCCAUCCAGGAGCAACAUAAUGCCACAACCACCCAAGGUGACACCUGCUCUUCCAACCGCACAUGAGAAGCAAAUGGACCCAUAUGGAACAGUCGAACAGCUUGCUCCAAACAUAGGCUCCCACAGCAAGAUCAUCCCUCUUGACCCUAAAUAUCAGACUCUGCCUGCUUCAUUUAAAUUUGAGACAGACGAUUGUAGAAUCGUUGACCCCCAGUUUGACCGAGGUGAUUCGACAGCACAGAGAGCAAAAGGACCCAUCCAUCAGGUUCGAGAUGUGCGCAAACUGGUCAAGAAUACCUACGGGGCAUUAAGUUUCCAUGCCUCUGAUGCCAAACCUUCUGGGUUUUUUCAUCCUGAUGGUUCACAGCUACCUGCAGAGCCUGAUCAAACCAAUGUACCGGUGGGCAGCAUCCCAACAUUGCCUAUGAACAUCCAAUGCAAAUCCGUAAAUUGGAAAGGCAACAGAGAAAUGUCUUAUAGUUCAUCGGUAGACAAGAAAUAUUGGACCUACGCAGGCAGUACAGACACUUCCAGGUUAUAUGCAUCUGAUAUCAAGCUGCUACUUCCAUCUGAUAUAAAGAAAAGCAAGACAGAUACUCCUAAAAAAGCAGAGAAUGAAAAUCAGAUUUGCAAAACUGUUGGGAAAGCAGAGGGUGCAGAGGCAAUUCAGCCUGCAGAUUCAAAGAACAUCAAGAAGAAAAACAAAAUUGACAAACCACAGAGCUCAUCUGCUUCAAGUAAGGAAGCUACCAGGGUUUCUCCUGUAAGAGAUAGCUGUAAAAGAGAUACAGAAGAGAAAAAAAAUCGAAGUUUGGUGAGGAGGCUUUCAACUAGUGAAGAUCGUAAUUUGAUGCCUGACAUGGACAAGGUCAAAAAGUGUUGGUCAACUAGUGUGGAAAACCAGUGCCCAGAUUCAUCACUGUUGAAUUCGUGUUCGAAAGUUAAUAAAGUUGAGACUGUUGGAGAAAAAUCAAAGAAAGCUUCAGCACAAUCCAUUCCGAAACAAGACAAUACUGUGCUCAGCAAUAAUGUUGGUAUCGAAAAAGAUGACCCAGUGAAACUGCACAGCCAAUUAAAACCUGCUGGAACUGUCACUUCACUCAAAGUGGAUUUGAGUUUGACACAUGGGAGAAGUGAUUCAAAAAAAGAAGCUCAAGACAAACCAGAAAAUCAAAAUAAACACCAGAAGAUUACGAUUUCAAAAAAUAACUUUACCAAAACAUUGGCUGAGAAGGAUGAGCCAUUAAACCAGAACAAACAUUUAAAAAUUUCAACUUCCAAUUCAGUCAGUUCAAAUAUUUUGAAAGGAAAAGAUACAUCAGAGAAAAAGGUUGACUCAAGAUUAGAUCAGCAGAAGACACUUCGAAAGAUGUCUUCGUCAAAAAAUGACAGCACUCAAGAAUUAACCAUGAAGGGGGAAUUUUACAAAGAAGGUCAGUUCAGAAAGUUGGGAAGUAAGAAUGACAAUUCUGAAAAUGUGGUUUUAAAGGUUGAAGAAAUUAAAGGAAAUGAGGGACGUGGAAGAGAAGGUCAAGUCAAGGUGGAACGGCAGAGUAAACACUUUGGAAAAUCUACUGCCAGUAGUGAGGAUAUACUGUCGCCAAUUGGGAAUGAUGAUGAUGUAAGAAAAUGUCAGACUGGAUUGGAAAAGAAGUCUGUAGUGAUGAGUGGCUCCCUCUCACAAAUUGUAGACAACUCAAAAAUACCUGAGAGAAGUGAGCCUAGAAAUGAGACAAACAUUGGAUGGCAAAAGGAAAAGAGAUUCUCAUGUAAUUCCACCUUAAACAGUGAAGUCAUCAAAUCACCACCUGGGAAAUAUGAAACUGUCAAAGAUAUCCAAAUUCGAUUAGAGAAUCAGAGUAAGAAACUGGGAAGCUCAAAUGAAGAAAAGUCACUGUCUGGGAAAACCAAAGCCAAUAAUGAGAGCCAGUGUGUUCUGGAAAAUCAAAAAACCUGUCAGGAUUAUUGCACCCAGUCUAGUGAAAGCAUUAAGCCAUCCAUUUGCAAGACUGAGACUAAGACAGAGAGUCUGACUGAAUCUCAGAAACAAGUUAAAAAGGGGAGAGCUGAACAAGCUUCAGAGAAAGCAGGCAUGAAAAUGCUAAAGGAAUCACAGCCAAUCAAAGAUAGUUAUGUUUUGUCACUGAUUUUAGAAGAAGAAAACAGGAAUAACUUGGAGUCUGCCGAUGCCAAAAUGAAAAACAAACAAUCGUUAUCUGUGAAGCAUCAAUUCCUAAAUGAUGCUGGUGCACAAGCUUCUAUUUCCUCUUCAGUUAACAGCACAGAUAGACAAACCGUAUCCUCUGUGAAACCCACAGAUCACCACCAAACAGUAACAAGUUCAGUGAAGACACCAACUCACAAACUGGAAAAUCAUAGUGACUCAAGAGGUUUGUCAGCUUUCACCGCUGAAAUCCCUGUAUCAACACCCAAAGCAGUGUGUCAGCAGACACAUUUGCAGACCCACUCAAGUUCAACAGAGUUUAAUGUGAAGACACUCCCUGCUGUCAGGCUGACCAGCCAGGAUAUGAACAAGCUGAGUUCCUCUGCAGGUGAAACACAGUCCACAGGUGGAGCAGUCACUCAGGAACAAGCAUCCCUUUCCCUCGAUAGCUUAAACUAUCUUGCCAUUCCUCUGAAAGAGCAGAAGGCACAGGUUCCCAGCGUGGGACUAACAGCUGUUUCUCCUCGAUCUGCCACCUUCAAAGCAAAUCCACCAUCGGCGAUCCCCUACUUCCAGCAUCAGCAUAGUGUAGAGGCAAUGGAUCCUCAAAGGCAAGAGAAACAGACAAUGUCUCAUCAGGUUCCCCAGGAUGCACAGUCCCCUGGUGCUCAGCUGAAAAAUCCAUCUUACUCUUCCGUAAACCAAACCCAGCCUCCAUUCUCUCCAGGUGCGAGGGCGUCAAACCUAGCGGAGACAGUUUGUGAAGUUCCACAAACUUCUCAAGACGUAGACAACUCUCCCAUGCCUUGUUUUCAGUACCCUCAAACUCAGAGAAAAAUGCUUGUGGAUCCAGAAACUGGAAAAUAUUACUUUGUGGAUGCUCCAGUUCAACCUCCUCGUAAAAUGCUGUUGGACCCGGAAACAGGGCAGUACGUGGAAGUCAUGAUGCCUCAGCAUCCCUACGGUGGAGUAUACCAAGUGCCUUUCCCUCCUUACCUUAUAAAUCCAGGAGUUAUGAGCCCAUCUUAUUUACCAAAUAUGCCAUACCCUGGGUUGUUUGUUGGACCUCCUAUAUCUUCUCAAAGGCCUCUGGAAAUGCAAGGCCAAGUACUGUCCCAGCCAAAUAUCCCACAAGAUAAAACAGAUUCGCAGCAACAUAAACAGUACGUCCAGAGGAGUUUCUCUGCUGAUUCGGCAAACGUGGAGAACUUGUAUUGUAUACCAACAGGUAUGCCAUUAUAUCCCAAUCCAGGCCAUCCUGGUCUGCAGCCAGUACCCUUGCAAGCUAAAUCUUGUGCUGAAAUUAGAGACAGCAAAACUACAGGCAUUUGGUCAAUGCAACAAAUUUAUGGAGUCAGCAACCUGCUCCCCCAUGGAAGGCCAAGUAGUUUUAUGGUGGAGUAAAAAAUAAACAGGUGCAUUUGAUGACAGGCUUUGAUGGGGCAAUGAGAACUUGCAGCCAAGCAAGAAGUAAGCAUCGACCACAGAUUCAACCACACAGUCAUGUCAGAGAUGAAUGGCAUUCACUGAAGAGUAUUUUCCUCUAGACAUCAUACUGUUAUCGGUCCAGCGACACACAGUGCAAUGGGAAAACCACUCAUAGUUUAUUGAAGUGAUGUUGAAAAACAUCUUGUGAAGUCCCAGCUCCUUACAGCAAAGUUGAGCAUCAAAUUGGGCUAGGUCCUUCAGAAUGUUUUCAUUUCCAUUGGAAUCUGAUCAAUCAAUGCAACGCUUGAAAGGGCUCAAUGACUUUGGCCUCGUAUCUGGGGAGAAAGGAAUAACGUUGAAGGUGUUUGGUUACUCUUUCUUAAAGCUAUUGCAAAAGAACAAUUUACUGUGCCACGGCAAAGAGUAAGAGGGCAAACUUAUGCCAUAGACCCAUGAUUCAUUUUCUUGAUUGUUAAACAGAUUCCAUCUUAUUGUCUACAAAAAGAGACGUUGAAUAUAUCUGUGACUCUUAAAUAAUGUUCACUUGUGUCAGGUUUUGUGUGUGUGAAAUUGCCAGCAACACAGGUCACAAUUUCAGAGUUAACUGGAGUGAAUGUUGCAAAGGCAUGGAAAUGUACCCUCUUGUUUUUGGGAAAAUUUUCAUUUCAUUGUGUAUCAUGCAUGUGAGAAUGUUUCUCUCAGUCUUCAGUACUUCACUAUGCUGUCAGAAACUGAACUUAAUAUGUUUGUAAGGAGGACUUGCUUUAUUAACUUGACAAGUACCAAGAGGUUUUAUUUGGCGCAUUAGUUACUAAACCAUCCUCUACCAUCUCAAAGUAAUUGACAAACCUGUCAAUAGGAAAUUGCUUUUUGGGGAUUCUUUAACAUGUUUCACAAGUCCUGUCAGCAUGAAAGUUAAACAAGGCUAGACUAUAUAGGGGUGUUGCUGGGAAAAUACAAGCUCAGCACUUUGAAAUUAGUGAUGUUACAGAUAAAUCUUUGCACAAGUAUCACCUCUAAUGAUUGAAAUACUAAUGACCGACUAACUUCAAUUUAUGUGCUAGUAAUAUAUGAUAAUGAUACAAUAUAAUUGAAAGAUACUUGUAUUUAUAUAUCUUAGUGAUCUCCACAGUGAGUCAUCAUCGAAGAGCAGUGACUUGUUAUGUUGGUAAAUGCUUUGUGAGUGGGAAAGACCUGUUGUUUUUGGGUGUUGCCAAUAUCAAAGGAAGUAAGAUAGACUAAAUAAAAGUUUCUCUAGCCUUGACAUGGGGGUAGGAGCCUGUGGAACUGGUGAGCCAAGAUUUGGAUUGUUGUAAAAUAAGAUUUUCUAAUCUAUGCCAGGCAGUUGGUGACGUAGGUGCAUGAUUGCACUUUGAUGCCAAGUUGCAAGUAUGAAGCACUCUCAGACUGACAAUGGCAAAGCUCAGAUAUAGAGUAAAAAACUGCUCUUUCUUAAUUAACAAUCUGCUCCUAGCUGUAAGAUUCCCUUCUGUGCCAUGUGAACUUUCCAUUAAAGACACCUUGCCAAUUUUGUGAAUGGGAUGACCAAUUCUUAAAAUGCUCGGCUUGAUUCCUGCUGGGAUAUAUGUGCUGCCAAGGUAUAUGUGAGAGAUUCUCAUGCUGUCUGAUUCACAGAAUUGUUAUAGUAUGGAAGGAAGCCAUUCAGCCCAUCAUGUCCACAUCCUGAUCUCGAAGCAUGUUGACUUAGUGCCAAUCUCCUACCUUUUCCCUAUAAUCCAUCUCAUUGUUUCUAUUUAAGUAAUCUUAUAGUGUCUAAAAUAAAAAGAAAAAAAAGACAAAUCAAUUCAAUGUGGAACGGAACUGAAAGCUCCUCUCAGGGACAGGACUGCCAUUGCUUGUUGGAAAUACUCUGAAGUCCUGCCAAAUGAUCCAGUAUACUUAGAAACAGACAACUGUAACACUAAGUAAGAACAUCAGAACUACUUAUGUGCUGCAUUCACUCCCCUCCUUGAACACUCAUUCAGAUAAAUCCCAAAGAGCUGCUGCUGUAGCAGCUCCUGUUUGACUCAGAACAGAGCUAUAAACCCUGUGGAAUACAGUACAGGAAUAUAUCUGAAGAACAAACUCACUUGCUCACAUAAAUAGUGCAGGACAUAAAUUCAUCGAAUGAUAUGUCACAGAAAGAGGCCAUUCUGCCCAGGUACAUCUAUCUGAUGAGCCCCACCUGCCUGUUCUUUCUCCAGGGGCCUGCCAAUGUUUCCCCUUCAAGUACUUAUCCAGUUCCCUUUUGAAAAUGACUAUUGAGUGAAUCCACAGCACCAUUUCAGGCAGCACGGUCCUGAUCAUACAUCCCUGUGCAAACUUUUUUCCUUGCAGGGCCUUUCUGUUUCAUUCACCAAUUGUCUAAAACCUGUGGAAAAAGAGACUGACUUUCUGUGGAUGGAUUCAAGGUAUAAAAGCUAACCUCUAUGCUGUGUUGAUACACUGGAAUAUAUUACUGUCUGGCUUGUCCAUUUACCUUGUGUGUUACAGUGUGGCACAAUGGCUGACACUGUUACAGGUGUUCAAGGACUGGCACAGGCAUAAUGGGCCAAAUGGCCUCUUUCUGACUUGUACAGUUCCAUGAUUCCUAUUGGAAUAUUUGUGUGGAAGGUGAGGGGAGGACAACAUGUGGCUGUAAUGUCUGCUGUUGUCAACUAUCUUAAGAACACCUAUAUUCUGAGCAUUCAUCUGCUGAAAGGACUGCUAGGCUAAAAUAGUGGAGGAGAACUGCUAGCUAUACACCUGGAUUCCAGCAACGCCGGGUCAAUGAAUGACAGUCAUCAACAAUUUGGUGCAAAUUGAAUCUAAAGUUAACUGUAAAAGAUGUAAAAUUCAGAGUUGAGACUGAUACCUUUAUCCUGUCCAUGCCUCAGUAGUAUCACUCUUGUCUGUCAGUCACAAAGUCAUGGAUUUAGGUUCCAAUUCAGAAACUUGACAACGAGGAUUAGACUGACAGUCCAGUGUAGAACCUUGGCAGAGGUGCUUUUCUUUUGGAAAAGGUGUUAGACCAAUGCCCUGUUUGUUCUCUCAAGAAGAGGUAAAAGAUUCAGUGGAGAACUAUUUCAAAGAAAACCAAGAGUCUGGCUGAAAUGGAUCCUUCAAGCAUCACCAAAAUCAGAUAUUCUGGUCAUUUAUUUCUGUGGAGUUUAUGAGCGGUUGCUGUGCACAAAUUGCCAUGGUGUUUCCUAUAGUACACAGUGACUGUGCAUUAGGAGGAUUUUCUAGAUCAUACAGUGCCUUUGGGGACGUUGUAAGUUUGUGAAAGGUGCUGCUUGUCGUAAGUUCUUCUUAUUGCUUGAAAUCAUAACAGGUAUAGUGUGUUCAGUAGUGACUUUAGUAAAUGAAUUGUGGAGACAUAUAUUUACAUUGAAUCAUACUCCUCAUUGAUGUUGAAUUCAUGUUUCCUGGAAGUUGAAAACACCAUUUCUAGCCAUGCUGUUGUUUUGUGCUAAAUAGUUACACAUGUUUGUAUCUGUUGUUGUAUCAAUAAUAUGCAUCUUAUGUUGAAUAACAAAUAAACACCUCCUGAGAGAC
Messenger RNA from Stegostoma tigrinum, 8268 nucleotides. RefSeq lists its product as uncharacterized. NCBI's taxonomy places the organism in Eukaryota, Metazoa, Chordata, Chondrichthyes, Orectolobiformes, Stegostomatidae. The record is from RefSeq and is a predicted model, not a curated record. Gene Ontology annotation, cellular component: nucleoplasm. The transcript has a single exon. The coding region runs from base 13 to 4707 and encodes 1564 amino acids.